Molecule: messenger RNA, 1752 nt
Organism: Dipodomys ordii (Ord's kangaroo rat)
Lineage: Eukaryota; Metazoa; Chordata; Mammalia; Rodentia; Heteromyidae
Gene: Znf385d
Product: zinc finger protein 385D
Cellular component (GO): nucleus
Molecular function (GO): nucleic acid binding; zinc ion binding
Source: RefSeq, a predicted model, not a curated record
AUGCCUAUCAAAAUCAUAAUUGUGAGAUCUGGGGAAGAGGCAAUAUUAGAUGGUGUGGAUCUACGGGAGUGUGGGGGAAGGGCACAGAACCAGAGGAAAAAGGGUGAAAAAUGCAGCAGGGAAGCACACUGGCUGCACUGGACACUGAUGAAGGUGAACUAUGCAACUAACUUGUGGGUGGAGAUGGAAGGGUACGACAGGAAGAUGUCACACAGCUGCCAUCUUGCUUUGCCUCUUCCACUGGUACGUCAAGACUAUUUCACAUGUGCACAGGAUGGAGAGAGUGAAGCUGAGCUAAUGCCUGAAGACCUUGAAGAAAAAACAGAACGAGAAAAGAAACACUCCAACUUUACUUUGUGCAGUGUUUGUAACAUUCAGCUGAAUUCAGCUGCUCAAGCACAAAUCCACUACAAUGGUAAAUCGCAUCAAAAGAGAUUAAAACAACUCAGCAAUGGGAUGCCUCCCCCACAAGUUCAAGGGAGAGUGCCCAUCCUUGCUGACCCUUGUCCUUGUCCUCCACCAGGUCCCCUCCCGUCCACGGGUGGUACAUGCCAGAGUCCUGCUCUCCCAGCCCUAGUCCGUCCACCAGCUCCCCCUUUGCAACCGUCGCUGGAUAUCAAACCAUUUCUUCCCUUUCCACUUGACACUACAGCUGCAGUCAACCUCUUCCCGAAUUUUAAUGCGAUGGACCCAAUUCAGAAAGCUGUAAUAAAUCAUACAUUUGGGGUUCCUCUUCCUCAUCGAAGAAAGCAAAUCAUAUCAUGCAACAUUUGCCAGUUGAGAUUUAAUUCUGAUAGCCAGGCUGCGGCCCACUACAAAGGCACGAAACAUGCCAAGAAGGUCAAAGCACUGGAAGCCAUGAAAAGUAAGCAGAAAUCUGUAACUGCCAAGGACAGCGCAAAGACUACCUUCACCUCCAUCACUACCAAUACCAUCACUACCAGCUCUGACAAAACAGACAGUACCACAGGGACAUCGGCGAUAUCAAAGACGACAAGUGUGGAAAUCCGCAAAAGCAGUGUUAUGACAACUGAGAUCACCUCUAAAGCAGAAAAGAGCCCCACGACAGCUAGCGGCAAUAGCUCAUGUCCUUCCACAGAGACGGAGGAGGAAAAGGCAAAACGACUGCUUUACUGCUCCUUAUGCAAGGUCGCCGUCAACUCGGCCUCACAGCUGGAGGCGCACAACAGUGGUACUAAGCACAAAACUAUGCUAGAAGCCAGGAAUGGAAGUGGGACUAUCAAAGCCUUUCCUCGGGCAGGAGUAAAAGGCAAAGGACCUGUCAACAAAGGAAUCGGGCUGCAAAACAAGACUUUCCACUGUGAAAUCUGUGAUGUGCAUGUCAACUCAGAAACCCAACUGAAACAGCACAUUAGCAGUCGAAGGCACAAAGACAGAGCGGCUGGAAAGCCCCCGAAACCGAAGUACAGUCCCUACAAUAAGCUUCCUAAGGCAGCACAUCCACUGGGGGUAAAAUUAGUGUUUUCAAAAGAACCUUCAAAGCCAUUGGCUCCCCGAAUUCUUCCCAACCCCCUCGCUGCCGCAGCUGCCGCUGCUGCUGUGGCAGUGAAUUCUCCCUUCAGUCUUCGAACUGCUCCUGCAGCCACUCUGUUCCAGACCUCUGCCCUGCCUCCUGCACUUCUGCGACCAGCGCCAGGACCCAUUCGGACCGCCCAUACUCCAGUACUGUUUGCUCCUUACUGAAUUCCAAACUGGAGUCGUUGUACUGCAAUAAUUUUUCACAAAACAAAA